This is a messenger RNA of Ostrinia nubilalis (European corn borer), 1081 nucleotides long. RefSeq names its product mediator of RNA polymerase II transcription subunit 27 (gene MED27). The record is from RefSeq and is a predicted model, not a curated record. Gene Ontology annotation, cellular component: mediator complex. Gene Ontology annotation, biological process: regulation of transcription by RNA polymerase II. The coding region runs from base 74 to 973 and encodes 299 amino acids. NCBI's taxonomy places the organism in Eukaryota, Metazoa, Arthropoda, Insecta, Lepidoptera, Crambidae. Gene Ontology annotation, molecular function: transcription coactivator activity. The transcript has a single exon.
GUCACGGUUUUUGCUGUUGCUUGCGUUUGUGUAUUUUCUUGCAAAUAAUAUGAAAAAUCUGUAAUUGAUCAUCAUGAAUCAAACUAUAAAUGUUGAUCAAUUAAACUCAGCACUUACAUCACUAAGAACUUUACGAUUGAGCGUGAGCCAUGUGUUUGAGACGCUAUCGAACGGUCUGCGUGCCGAACACGGUGAGGAUGGCAAAGACAAGUUCCUUUUGGAGCUUCAAGAGCUUUUAAACAACGUCAACAUCAAUUUAAGGGAUCUAGAACAAACUGUCAAUGGUCUGCCAAUUCCAACGGCACCUUUCAACCUGGGCAAUACGACAUUCCUAAGUCAAGAGACGACCCAAGACCGGCAGGCUUUGUAUACCCAAUUAGUCAACAGCUACAAGUGGACCGAUAAGAUACACGAGUACAGUUCAUUCGCACACACAUUGCUCAGCCAAAACUCAUUGAAAAGAUCCUACAUUAACUCGGGCAGCACUAAACGCAGAGGAAAAUUACAGAGUAACCACAAUGUGGCCCCUCUGCAAGUUGAUACUGUCAUCAACAACAUUGAUAGAUCUUAUAAUGAUAUGAAAAUCACUAUUUCACGACCAUUCGCUAGUAAUGCAGUUGUACAGAUCAAUUUAAGCCAUGUGCUAAAAGCUGUUGUGGCAUUCAAAGGCCUUCUGAUGGAAUGGGUCAUGGUCAAAGGUUAUGGAGAGACUCUAGAUCUAUGGACGGAAUCCAGGCAUCAUGUUUUCAGGAAAGUGACUGAGAAUGCCCAUGCGGCUAUGUUACACUUCUAUUCUCCGACAUUACCGGAGUUAGCAGUGCGGUCAUUCAUGACUUGGUUGCAUAGUUAUGUGAACCUGUUCAGCGAGCCAUGCAAGCGAUGUAGCUGCCAUCUGCACCACAUCUCGCUGCUGCCACCAGCGUGGCGUGAUUUCCGAACCUUGGAACCUUUUCAUGAUGAAUGCAAACAAUAGUUAAUGUGGUAUUGAAUGAGGAGACACACUAAAAAUGUUACUUAGUGGCCUCCUCCUUCAAUAUUUAAAGUGGGUGACAAAGACAAUGUGACUGUGUAGUUGUAGAGU